This is a messenger RNA of Pectinophora gossypiella (pink bollworm), 2314 nucleotides long. RefSeq lists its product as uncharacterized. The record is from RefSeq and is a predicted model, not a curated record. Bases 876 to 2279 code for a protein of 467 amino acids. The transcript has 2 exons. Lineage: Eukaryota; Metazoa; Arthropoda; Insecta; Lepidoptera; Gelechiidae.
UGUACCUAUCUAAUAACGCAAAUUGUGUGUGCUUAAUUUUAUCUAAUAAAACUACGUGGUCAACUCUAAAGUCGCUGUAUUCUUUAACAUCUUCUACACCAGGCAGAGCAUCACAACAUCUGUGUGCGACAUGGUCCUUCGAAGCCGGCAUUAAGAAGAGGUUUUUAAGAAGCGCCGACCAACGAGUUGCGAUUUUUCUGAGAGUGCGAUUUUACGACGUGCCGUCUAUACAGCCGUCCACCCAAAGAAAAAACCCACGAGAAAAUUAUUGUGGAGACUGCGAGUUCCAGAUUUGGUCCCUAUUUGUUCCGAAUCCAGUCUUUCAAAACGACAAGGAGCAUACCGAGAAGAAAGCAAAAUUAAUUUCAAGAAAGUCAUCCUCCAUUUUGGUUUGGUAUCAAGAAAUUAUUAUACGACCAAAUCAACGCUGCCAGCAAAUUAUUUGUCAUCUCGUUCCUACAUCUAGGUAUUCAACAGGAGCAAGUGAGAAGCUACGCAGUGGAAGUCACCUAACGUUGCAAGCGGACUUGUCUUCGCCUACGAUACCUCUCUCGCUCUAUCGAGCGAUACUUCGUUUAGGGUGAGUGAGAAGCAAGAUACGGCUACACGGUGCGACGACGGACUCCUGCGGCGUUCCACAAGGAAGAGCGAGACACAACGAGCUGUGCCAGUGCGAGUGAGCGAGACGAAAAGAGACGCUUAGUUUAUAAGUACGGUAUUUGUUUUUCAUUCAGGAACCGCCAUUUUAAUUUACUUGUUCUUAUGAGUGCGUGUUUGCUGACGAUAUUUUGAAAAAUAAUACAAUUUACAGUUAGAAUUGUCUAUAAACAAGUUUACUUAAUAGUUAAUAUAGUUGGUAACGAAAUUGUGAUACAAUGGAUGUGGAAAAGGCAAGUGAAAGUCCUCCUAAUCAGGAUUUAAAAAAGUUAGUGUCAACCAGAGGAUAUAUAAAAGAUCCGACAACCGCUCGUGCUUUCCAACUCGAGCGUGAUGCGAACGUGGACCCUACUGUCACCAAGCUCCUCGAGUUCUUAGAGAAACAGGCGUUGGCUAUGGAGAACACGGAGCUGGCUUCAUGGAAGCCAGUCAGCCAGCAGCCAGUUACAGUCAACAUAGCGCCAGUGGAGACCAAGCAAGGAUGUCAAUACUGUAAGUGCACAGAUCAUAAAAUUUAUUCUUGUAAAACAUUUAAAACUCUGCCCUCAGCGGAGAGACUCACCUUCGUGACGAGUAAAAAAUUAUGUAAAACAUGCUUAAAUGCUCAUCCAGGCAAAUGCAGGUUCCAUUUUAAAUGUGGACAAUGUAAAUUGAAUCACAAUACUUUGAUUCACCACAAAGAGAGGCCUAUGACCGAUCCUGUCAUUAUGUUGUCUGGCAAAAAUAAUAAUGUUUUACUUCCCACAGUGCGUGUCAAGCUGAUUGCUCGAGAUAAUAGAGAGGUGCAUAUUAAAGCCAUCUUGGACUCCGCCUCUCAAGCAUCACUUGUCACCAGCAAGGUCGUGGAUAUAUUGGGUGUGGCACCUAUGCAAGACACAAACCAAAUUAUAGGUGUCACAAAUUCAAAAAGCAAUGUAAAAUACUCAGUGCCCCUAGAGAUUCACUCAUUGAAGUCACCAUAUAAAACUUCCAUCAAUUGCCAUGUAGUUGAUGAAAUCACAUGCAGGUUACCCCAAACCAGAAUUAACCCUUCCACCUUAGUCAUUCCAUCAGACAUAGAAUUAGCAGAUGAGGAGUACUACAAACCAUCAGAUAUUAACAUGCUAAUCGGUGCCAAUGUGUUUUUUCAGGUGAUUCAACCGACGUCACCGUCGGCGCAGGUCCAGCGGCAGUGCAGCGGUACCUGCGACGCGGCGGCGGCGGCGGCGGCGCAGCCACACCUGUCAACGAGUAAUCCCGGCCCCUGCGAGGCAUGCCAGCAGGACGGGGAGGCACCACGUAUUCUCAAUACUAAAUUCGGUCAUAUCAUCGCAGGCAAUAUACCUGCACAACAUGAGGUAACCAAAGUUGUUUCUCUUUUAUGCACCAAGUGUGACUCGGGCAUUAAUGACACAAUUAAAAAAUUCUGGGAGACUGAAUGUGUCCCUGAAAUCUUUAAAGAAGUUUCCUCAGAGCAUGAGAUUGUUGAAAACCACUUUCAGUCAACUGUAACAUUAGAAAACAACAAAUUUCAGGUAGACUUGCCUUUAAAAAUGCCAAUAUCUGAGGUUAAUGACACAUUGGGUGACUCAUUUGAUUUAGCACUGUAUAGGUUUUUAAACCUCGAAAAAAAAAUUGCAUAAAAAUGUUAAUUUACUCACAGAGUACACAAAAUUUA